AUGAAGCUGCAAAUGUUCUGGACUGGUCUGGAAUACACCUGCCGGCUCCUAGGCAUCGCCACGGCUGCAGUGUUGAUCGGCGUGGGCACUGAGACCUUCCUCCAGGGGCAGUUCAAAAGCCUGGCUUUCUAUCUGCUGUUUAUAGGAAGUGUCAUCUCUGUGUGUGAAGGGGCCUACUUUGUGGCUCAGCUGCUGGCCACCUGCUUCCAGUGUCGACCAGAGUCCCUGGCCUCCAGAGCAAGGGAGAAAGCCCGUUGGCUGGGCUGCUUCCAGAAGUUCCUGGCGUACAUGCUGCUGUCUGUGGCCUGCUUUCUCCACCCUGUCCUGGUCUGGCACGUGACCAUCCCAGGCUCCAUGCUCAUCAUCACCGGCCUGGCCUACUUCCUGCUGAGCAAACGGAAGAAGAGCAAAGCCGACCCGGAGGUGCUGGCUCCCCCUGAGCGGUACACGGACCCCUCCAGCAGCGCCGUGAGCACCACUGGCUCUGGGGACACCGAGCAAACCUACACCUUCCACGGUGCCUUCAAGGAGGGGACUGGCUCCCUCUUCAUCCACAUGAAGAGCAUCCUGAAGGGGACCAAGAAGCCCAAUGCCCUCCAGUGCCCAGACACCCUGACGGAGCUGACUCUGGAGCCAGCCGACUCGCUGGUCAAGAAGAAGCAGGUGCACUUUGAAGACAGUAUGGUCAGAAUCAUCCCAUCUCUCACUGAAGACCUGGAUGAUGGGGACAGCGAGCCAGAGGAGACCACGUCUGACACCACUCCCAUCAUCCCUUCCCCACAAGCCCCUAUCUUCCUGUCUUCUCUCACGGACGCCAACCUAUUCUGA
Neomonachus schauinslandi (Hawaiian monk seal) is the source of this 828-nucleotide messenger RNA. It is a transcript of the gene TMEM72, whose product is annotated as transmembrane protein 72. The transcript has 5 exons. The record is from RefSeq and is a predicted model, not a curated record. Bases 1 to 828 code for a protein of 275 amino acids. NCBI's taxonomy places the organism in Eukaryota, Metazoa, Chordata, Mammalia, Carnivora, Phocidae.